AUUCCAUUAUGCAAGUAUUAGAGGUUUGAACAUCGAAACAUCGCAUACCAAUAAAUAAAUACAUGAGAAUCCCAUUAGUACGCUGCCCAGACUCGUGCAUUAUACACCCAACUCACCGCCAAUGUCCUCACAGAUCUCCCACUCUUUCUUUCUUUCUUUAUUCGCAAUCCGUUCAAUAAACCUCUCAAUCACCUCGGCUGAGUCAAUCCUCCCAAUCUACAACACAAUACAACACCUCUUUCUGUAUACCUACAAUCAGAAGUCACUCGAGACUGACUUUGCAUUUGAUCCUCGAAUCCACGGGCUAGUAUAUAUAAACCCUUCCUCGACAUCAGAUUCAAUCUUCCUCAGUCGAAGAGAGCAUCAGCCCAACAAUCACCAUGUUCAAGUUCGUGAUCCUUCUGUGCGCCUGCAUCGCCGCCGCUCCAAUCGCCUACAGCGCACCUCUGGCUAUCGCUGCACCAGCUUCGAUCAUCAGGACUGCUCCUCUGGCAAUCGCUGCUCCUCUGCCUAUCCUCAGGGCUGCUUCUGCUGUCAACUAUGGAACCUCGACCAUCGUCAAGUCCGCGCCCAUCGCUUAUGAUGCUGCCUGGUGA
Messenger RNA from Nasonia vitripennis (jewel wasp), 596 nucleotides. RefSeq lists its product as uncharacterized. The transcript has a single exon. The record is from RefSeq and is a predicted model, not a curated record. The coding region runs from base 381 to 596 and encodes 71 amino acids. Lineage: Eukaryota; Metazoa; Arthropoda; Insecta; Hymenoptera; Pteromalidae.